AUGUCUCUGGUGGAUUGGUCCCGUGAAGCUAUGAAGGAAGCCAAGAUCGUGUUCUUGGGUCUAGAUAACGUAGGGAAGACCACCCUGCUUCGCCUGUUGAAGGGUGAGGUACCUCCCCCGACUUCAGAGGAGCUGUAUAUAGGGAAGAUAAAUUUCAGAGCUUUGGACUUGGGUGGUCGCCAGAUCGCUCACAGAGUCUGGCCGGACUACUACGCUAUGGUGGAUGCAAUGGUAUAUGUGGUGGACGCCUGCGAUAAGGAGAGGUUUGCAGAAUCAAAGACGGAGCUCAAUGCCCUCCUUUCACAUGAAGCUCUUGCUAAGCUGCCUUUCCUUGUGCUCGGGAACAAGAUGGAUAUCCCACAUGCAGCUUCGGAGGAUGAGCUGCGGUAUCAUCUCGGGCUCACCGGCUUGACGACUGGCAAAGGGAAAGUGAAUCUUGCAGAUCAGACCAUUAGGCCCCUUGAGGUGUUCACAUGCAGCGUCAUCCGCAAGAUGGGCUAUGGCGAAGGGUUCAAGUGGAUGUCGCAGUACAUCAGUUAG
Eucalyptus grandis is the source of this 540-nucleotide messenger RNA. RefSeq names its product GTP-binding protein SAR1A-like. The transcript has 4 exons. Gene Ontology annotation, molecular function: GTPase activity; GTP binding. Gene Ontology annotation, biological process: membrane organization; intracellular protein transport; endoplasmic reticulum to Golgi vesicle-mediated transport. The coding region runs from base 1 to 540 and encodes 179 amino acids. The record is from RefSeq and is a predicted model, not a curated record. Lineage: Eukaryota; Viridiplantae; Streptophyta; Magnoliopsida; Myrtales; Myrtaceae. Gene Ontology annotation, cellular component: COPII vesicle coat; endoplasmic reticulum exit site.